UGCGCGCCUUAUCAUUUAUCUCGCUCCCAAUUUUCGUGUCCUCUUCAUCAAUGGCAGUUAUCCACAAACUAUAUAUGCCUAUAAUCUCCUCUUCCCACUCUUCCUUAUUCUGUAAACCUUCGAUCUCACUAAACAUCCCUAAUUAUAAAUCCCAAUUGUUUGGCACCACAUUUUCAAGAAUUCAUACCCAUCAAACCCCAUUAACGACACUCUCAAGGAGGCUGUUUUUGCCUUCUGUUUCUGGGCUCUGGGAUGCCUUAGCUGGUGGAAAUUCUGCUCGUGAAGCCGUUUUGGCGAUUCGACGUGGAAUGCUUCUAUUCAGACAGGGUGAUGUUUUGGGAUCUUUAGUGGAAUUUGACAAGGCAAUUGAACUUGAUCCUCGCCAAAAGGCAUAUCUCUGGCAGAGGGGAUUAACAUUAUACUACCUAGAUAGGUUCGAAGAAGGCGCGGAGCAAUUUAGAUUAGAUGUUGCACAAAAUCCAAAUGAUACAGAAGAGUCAAUAUGGUGCUUUCUCUGUGAAGCAAAGCUAUAUGGAGUUGAUGAAGCAAGAAGACGAUUUCUCGAGGUUGGCAGAGAUCCACGACCCGUGAUGCGGGAAGCAUACAAUUUGUUUAAAGAUGGUGGAGACCCAGAAAAGCUCGUUACAGCAUUUUCAAAUGGACGGGAACAUGAAUAUUUCUAUGCUACCUUAUACGCAGGCUUGUAUCACGAAGCUCAGAAUGAGGCAGAUGCAGCAAAAGUUCACUUAAUUGCCGCAUGUCAAUCUUCGUAUGGAUCAAGGUCUGAUGACUAUAUGGCAUCACUUGCCAAGGUUCAUUGCAAUUGCCGAAAUUGGAGAUUCAGUUGAAGAAUCAACCUAGUACAAAAAGAAGUGAAAUGUAUUAACCUUACAUGAUACAUCCAGUGCAUAACUACAAAUUGACUUGCAGUAUUAGAAAGGGUGCCUUAAAAUAAAUAUUGAGUCAUUUUUAACGACUUUUGUUGCUUGCUUGAUCCAAGAUAAAGACGAUUAGAUUAGAAGCACAAAUGAUCAUAUCAAAUGUUCCAAGUAUAUCAACACACAAAUCGGUUAUUUGCAUUUUUGCCAAUUUUAUCUCCAGUAUUCAAGAUU
This is a messenger RNA of Olea europaea var. sylvestris, 1112 nucleotides long. RefSeq lists its product as uncharacterized. Gene Ontology annotation, molecular function: protein binding. Lineage: Eukaryota; Viridiplantae; Streptophyta; Magnoliopsida; Lamiales; Oleaceae. The record is from RefSeq and is a predicted model, not a curated record. The coding region runs from base 51 to 848 and encodes 265 amino acids. Gene Ontology annotation, cellular component: chloroplast. The transcript has 8 exons.